Molecule: messenger RNA, 2465 nt
Organism: Salvia splendens (bonfire salvia)
Lineage: Eukaryota; Viridiplantae; Streptophyta; Magnoliopsida; Lamiales; Lamiaceae
Product: inactive receptor-like serine/threonine-protein kinase At2g40270
Exons: 9
Coding region: 248-2191 (647 amino acids)
Biological process (GO): protein phosphorylation
Molecular function (GO): protein kinase activity; ATP binding; protein binding
Source: RefSeq, a predicted model, not a curated record
UUUAACUGAAGGCAUUGUAUUUACGCGUUUUCAGGAAUCAAUGUUGAGAACGCAUUCGCAUUCAAGUACUCCUUUCGAUUUUGAUUCAAGUAGUCAUUCAACUUUGUACCGUAUUUGUAUCUGUGUGCUCGACUGAGUCAACCAGGUUAGGUGGUUAAACAAUUUUCAAGAAACUCGCUGUAUUGCCAUUUUGGAGCUGGCUUGAUUAUUUCAUUGUAAUUCUACUCGAAUUGGGGUUUCUGAUGAAAUGAAAGAGCUGUGGAGCUCUCAAAAUCGGUUCUUGGCGGCAUUUGCUUUAUGCACCCUUUGUCUGCUCAACUUGGGUUUUUGCUGGUCUCUCAAUGAUGAAGGCGUGGCUUUGCUGAAAUUUAAACAAGAAAUUGUGAGUGAUCCACAUGGAGCUUUGUCAAAUUGGAUCGAUGAAAUUGGAGUGGAGAAUCCAUGUUCUUGGUCUGGUGUUGGCUGCUCAAAAGGAUAUGUUGUUGAUUUGAACCUCAAAGAUCUAUGCCUCAGAGGUACUUUGUCUCCUCAAAUUGGGACCCUAAUUCACUUGAAAUCUCUAAUUCUGCGCAACAACUUGUUCUCGGGUGUGAUCCCGGAAGAAAUCACUUACAUAAAAGGAUUGGAGGUGUUGGAUUUUGGAUACAAUAACUUUAGUGGACAGAUUCCUUGUAGUCUAGGCAACAAUUUCUCAAUGACACUUCUUUUGCUCGACAAUAAUGAGCGUAUUAGUCACAUAUGUCCUGAGAUUUAUGAGCUUCAGAAGCUAUCUGAAGUUCAGGUGGAGGAGGAGCUGUUGUCCAGAUCCAAAGAGGCAGCUUGUGAAAGCCUAUUUACGCCAUGGACUUCUUGGGAAAAACGAGAUGCGGGAGAGCGGAAAUUAUUACAAGAACCACCGAUAAGAAAAAAACAGCGCUUCAGGUUUCGAUUUCCACCAAGAGAAUUUCAACCACCCUUAAUUCCAGAUCCAGAUUUAGCUCCGGCUCCUACUCCUCGGACUCCUACUCCUGCUCCUGCACCUGCUCCUUCUGUGCCUCAAUCUCCCCUGCCUGCGCCUUCAUCACCUUCCUCUCCCUCUGCCCCUUCCGCUAACAAUAAUUCUCGAACAAUACUUCCAGAAGCAGAGAAUCGAACUCGCCCAGCUGAGAGAAGCACAAAGAAUCGCACACUUGUAUUGGUUGCAGCCAUUGGUGGCUCUCUAUUACUUUUGCUUGUAGUCAUUGGUGUUGCCGUCUAUCAAUAUGGUAAAGUUGCAACUGUCAAGCCCUGGGCGACGGGAUUAAGUGGACAGCUACAGAGAGCGUUUGUAACUGGUGUCCCAAAACUCAAGAGAUCUGAACUUGAGGCUGCUUGUGAAGAUUUUAGCAACGUGAUUGGUUCAACCUCGAUUUGUACCUUCUAUAAGGGCACAUUGUCCAGUGGAGUAGAGAUAGCAGUCACAUCCGUCGCCAUGUCAUCUGCAAAGGACUGGUCUAGUAAUCUCGAGAUCCAAUUCAGAAAGAAGAUUGACUCGCUAUCGAAAGUGAAUCACAAGAAUUUCCUCAGCCUACUCGGCUUUUGUGAUGAGCAGGUGCCUUUCACAAGAAUGAUGGUUUUCGAGUAUGCUCCCAACGGGACUCUGUUUGAGCACAUACACAUAAAAGAAGCGGAACACUUGGACUGGACAACGCGAUUAAGAAUUGCAAUGGGAAUCGCAUACUGCCUCGAGCACAUGCAUCAAUUGACACCCCCGUUAGCCCACAAAAGCCUGACCUCCUCGUCCAUCUAUCUAACCGAGGACUACGCUGCCAAAGUGUCCGACAUUGUCUUCUGGGACGAGGGCGCCGCAGCAGUGAGGCAAACGGAUCCGCAGAGCAACGUCUACAGCUUUGGCGUGAUACUGUUUGAGAUGAUGACGGGUAGGCUUCCAUACACUGCGGGCAGUGACUCCCUUGAAGACUGGGCGUGCGACUACCUUGGGGGAACGCAAUCUCUGAGGGAAACGGUGGACCCGACCCUGGGAACGUAUCAGGAGGAUCAGCUCCAACAAAUUGGUGAACUCAUAAGGUGUUGUGCGGAUGAGAGGCCGUCGAUGAAAGAGGUGUGCACGAGGUUGAGAGUGAUCACCGGGAUAGGGCCCGAUGGAGCCAUCCCGAAGCUGUCGCCCCUUUGGUGGGCGGAGCUUGAGAUUCUGUCGACUGAGGCCAGCUAAAGGUUGGGUUGUUUAUGAUGUUUAUUGGCUAUGGAGAAAGCUUCUUGCUGCCUCUUGGUAUAAAUUGAAGUAUGUAGAGAGGUGUAAAAUCAAAAUAUGGGGGUGAAUAUAAGUAGAGUACUAUAUGUGAUUCUUUUAUUUUUUUGGUGAAAGAUGUGAAGUGAGGUUUUUUUAUGUGAAUGUGAAAUGCAGUUCAGAAAGUGGGUGUGUCAAAUAGGAACUAGUGUAACAUAUAUUAUUAAUUUAUUCUUAUAUUAAUUCAAAUUUUGUGUCU